Molecule: messenger RNA, 1095 nt
Organism: Trichomycterus rosablanca
Lineage: Eukaryota; Metazoa; Chordata; Actinopteri; Siluriformes; Trichomycteridae
Product: zinc finger protein 271-like
Exons: 2
Coding region: 1-1095 (364 amino acids)
Biological process (GO): regulation of transcription by RNA polymerase II
Cellular component (GO): nucleus
Molecular function (GO): RNA polymerase II transcription regulatory region sequence-specific DNA binding; DNA-binding transcription factor activity, RNA polymerase II-specific
Source: RefSeq, a predicted model, not a curated record
AUGACUUGUGGGAAGAGCUUCAAGUUCCAGUGUGAUCUCAAAAUACACCAGCGCAUUCACACAGGAGAGAAACCAUAUAAGUGCUCAGAAUGUGGAAAAAGUUUUAUUCAACAGAUUAAUCUCAAAAGACACCAGCGCAUUCACACUGGAGAGAAACCAUAUCAGUGUUCACACUGUGGAAAAAGUUUUAUUCAACAGAUUAAUCUCAAAAUACACCAGCGCAUUCACACUGGAGAGAAACCGUAUCAGUGCUCACAGUGUGGAAAGAGUUUUAAUAGACAGAGUGAUCUCAAAACACACCAGCGCAUUCACACUGGAGAUAAACCGUAUCAGUGCUCACAGUGUGGGAAGAGUUUUAAUCAACAGAGUUCUCUCAAAAGACACCAGCGCAUUCACACUGGAGAGAAACCGUUUCAGUGCUCACAGUGUGGGAAGAGUUUUAAUGCAAAGAGUGAGCUUAAAAUACACUUGCGCAUUCAUAGUGGAGAGAAACCAUAUCAGUGCUCACAGUGUGGGAAGAGUUUUAAUACACAGAGUAAUCUCAAAAUACACCAGCGCAUUCACAUUGGAGAGAAACCGUAUCAGUGCUCACAAUGUGGAAAAAGUUUUAUUCAACAGAGUCAUCUAAAAAAACACCAGCACAUUCACACUGGAGAGAAACUGUAUCAGUGCUCACAGUGUGGAAAGAGUUUUAAUGGACAGAGUGAUCUCAAAACACACCAGCGCAUUCACACUGGAGAUAAACCGUAUCAGUGCUCACAGUGUGGGAAGAGUUUUAAUCAACAGAGUUCUCUCAAAAGACACCAGCGCAUUCACACUGGAGAGAAACCGUUUCAGUGCUCACAGUGUGGGAAGAGUUUUAAUGCAAAGAGUGAGCUUAAAAUACACUUGCGCAUUCAUAGUGGAGAGAAACCAUAUCAGUGCUCACAGUGUGGGAAGAGUUUUAAUACACAGAGUAAUCUCAAAAAACACCAGCGCAUUCACACUGGAGAGAAACCAUAUCAGUGCUCUCAAUGUGGAAAGAGUUUUAAUCAACAGAGUGCUUUCAGAAGACACCAGCACAUUCACACUGGAGAGAAACCGUGUGGAAUCUAA